Molecule: messenger RNA, 2961 nt
Organism: Lasiosphaeria miniovina
Lineage: Eukaryota; Fungi; Ascomycota; Sordariomycetes; Sordariales; Lasiosphaeriaceae
Product: heterokaryon incompatibility protein-domain-containing protein
Exons: 4
Coding region: 1-2961 (986 amino acids)
Source: RefSeq, a predicted model, not a curated record
AUGCCAUUGCCCGGAGCUACCGGUCGCCCGAAACGACGUCCAAGGCUGGCAAUCCCUUCAUGGAUCCGCAACUUGAAGCGACGCUCCAGAGCACAGGAAGACGACGAGCCUGCCCAGGGAUCGACGACAGCUUCAUCUUCGGGAUCCGCAUGUUCAAUACCCAUCGACCAAGACCAAGUGCUUAUCAGCGCCGACGGCCUCUGCAGCCGGUGCAAUGCCAUCGACUUUGAAGCUGUCUUUGCCUUUCGCGGAUUCCCGCGCGAGCGCUGGUGGGAGGGCUUCAAAGUGUGCACGCUCGAGCCCCUUUUCAUCGACGCCGACUGCUCUCUGUGCCGACUCUUUCGCGCGGUGCGCUAUCUCUCCUCUGACAGAAUCAGCUCAGAGCCAGACUCCAGCGGCGUGGAGAAGGAAAAAUGGCACCUGCGGCUGCUCAACAACCGCGCGAUUUCUGGCGGAGAUGGAUACACGCACCAGCUGCCAGUCCCGGUUGUCGCCGUGGUUGCCGAGGAAGCCGAGUAUUGGAGCUUUUUAGGGAACACACACAACCUGCGCGCCAUCCACAACGAGGGCGCCUUCUUUCUCCUGCAGACCACGCCAGACACCGUCACGCCGCAGGACCGCCCAUAUCUCGCAGCGUCUCCGUUCGACCCAGCCUCUGUCAGCUACGCCCGCAUCCGCGGGUGGCUGAGGCAAUGCGAUUCAAAGCAUGCCGGCGAGUGCCGCCGCCCAAAGUCCAAGCCCAAGAUAGCAGUCCGGUGCAUCGACUGCAUCAGCCCAACACACGAGAUUGUGCAAAUGGACCUGCCCAGAGACGACUACUUUGCCCUGAGCUACGUCUGGGGAGCGCCGUCAGCGUCGACAACCACGACAACACAAGGCGGAAGCGCCGCGAAGGGAAGACUACAGCCAACCGGCAUCCCCGCAGUCGUCACUGACGCCAUGCAAACCGUGGCGAAGCUCGGCAAACGCUAUCUGUGGGUCGACAAGUACUGCAUCGACCAAGACAACCACGACGCCAAGCUCGAGGAGAUCCAAAACAUGGACCAAAUCUACCGCGGCGCCUACGCGACCCUGGUGGCAGCCGCCGGCACCGACGCCAGCUUCGGCCUCGCCGGCGUCAGCCAGCCGCGCACGCGGGACCGCGCGACAGCCCGCGUGCACGACAUGACGCUCGUCGCCGGGCUGCCCCUCCUGCGUGUCGCGCUGGAGCACACGACAUGGGCCACACGCGGCUGGACGUACCAGGAGGCGGUGCUGUCGCGGCGCGCCGUCGUCUUCACACCGCUGCAGGCCUACUUUGUAUGCGGCGCCACGACGGCCGCCGAGUCCAUGGCGUCGGCCAUCGAGAGCGUGGCCGCCGGCAGCAGAACCCCCCAUCACGCUCAAACGGGCCCGGCGCCACUGCUGCCGGCCAGCCACUUCAGCAACUGGUACCCGACGGACCGCAACCCUGCCCGCUACACGCGGUCGGCCAACCGCACGCUCGCCGACCACAUCGCGGCCUACACCAGCCGGCACCUGACGGUCGCCAGCGACGUGCUGCACGCGUUCCGCGGCCUGCUGGCCCGCGCACCCUUCUACAGCUACCACGGCGUACCCGUCCUAACAACCGCGCGAGACAUCGACACCGGCUCCGCCGCCCCGCCGGACCCGGCAUCCCCGCAGGCGUUCACGGCCGGCUUCGCCAUGGGCCUAGCGUGGGAGCCCGCGGAGCACACGCAGGCGUCGGACAGCACUGCUGCGCUCACGCGGCGGGAGGGCGACUUCCCGAGCUGGUCGUGGACGGGCUGGACGGGGCCGGUCGAGUACGCCAACGCGCACCGCGGGUCGGCGGGGCCGCUGCCUCAACCGAGCACACGGCACGCGCAGGUGCAUGUCGAGGUAGAAACGGCCAGCGGAGCGCGCGUGCCGCUGUGGGACCUGCGGCCGGCAGACGGGGCACAGCCGAGGAUGCUGCGCGAGCUGUCGCCGUUUAUCCAUGUCCGGACGCUGAUCAUGCGCGUGCGGUGCAACAACCUGCUGAGGGACCAUCCGCGAAUGAUGGCGGGCGUGUGUACCUGCCACCCUUGUGAGAAGCACAGCUACGUGGGUGACGAGAGGGUGAUCCCAGAAGCGCGCAUCUGGGGAAAUGCGUCGUUUUUUGCGGGGCUCGACGAGGGUGGUGGCGUGCUGCGGCGGACGUGGGACUGUGUGCUGCUGCUGGCGUGCGAGAAGGAGGAGUCGGAUGAUGGGGAGUCGGAUGAUGGGGAGUCGGAUGGAGAGUCGGAUGAUGAGGAGUCGGAUGAUGGGGAGUCGGAUGAGGAGAAUUCGGAUGACGAUUCUGAUGAUUCGGAUGAUGACGAUGAUAAGACUUCACACGAUAGGACAUCAUUGUCAACCGGCAGCGGGAUAUUGCCGUACGACGAGAGGUUGGACGGCGAACACUCAGACAAUGGAGCCUCCGGCGAUGGGAUAGUAUCGGACAGCAAGCGCGCUUUGAUAAACGGGGUUAUAUCCUCGCCUAUUCUGGUAUGGACGUUUCUCAUCGUCUAUUGGGACGGCGAGGCGGCUCGCCGCGUGGGCACGCUCGAGGUAGAGGCAACUGAGGAGCGCUUCUACCGUCAAACCCUCUAUGAACUCAUGGGCGAAGUUAUCGAGACGCUCGACUUCGCAAAGAUUUCCACCGCACUGCAGCAGCACCAGGAGUCCCGGGUCGGCGAGAUCCACAAUCUGAAGCCCGACAGUGUGCGGGACCAUCUCGCCGACAACCUUAGCUGGGUUGCCGUAAGGACAGACGGCAUUGUCAUACCCUGGGAAAAUCUGCCCAAGACCAAGGUGUACAUUCUCAAGGGCAAGGCUGAGCAUUACGACGAGGUCGGGAAGCUGUCCUACUACCACGACUACCAGCCCCUGCCCGAGGUGACGGUCGGCAAGGCGGCUGGUGCCUCGAGGGCUGACUAUGGGCUGCCGGCAGAGGAGUAG